UCAUCUACCGCCAUAACGACAUGGACGACCUUGAGGCCAAGCUGGCCAGCGUCCCGCUCGACACACCCAAGAUCAUCGCAUUCGAGAGCGUCUACUCGAUGUGCGGCACCGUCGGUCCUAUCGAAAAGACAGUCGAGCUUGCCGAAAAGUACGGCGCCAUCACCUUCCUCGAUGAGGUCCACGCCGUCGGCAUGUAUGGCCCCCGCGGCGCCGGCGUCGCCGAGCAUCUGGACUGGGACGUGCAGGCGAUCCUGUCGACGCCGGGCGCUACUGCUGCUGCUCCAGCACAGCGCACGCUGAUGGACCGCAUCGACAUCAUCAGCGGCACGCUCGGCAAGGCGUUCGGCAACGUCGGCGGGUACAUUGCCGGCUCGCACCGCUUCGUCGACCUGAUCCGCUCCUACGCGCCGCAGUUCAUCUUUUCCACUACACUGCCGCCUCACGUGCUGACCGGCGCGCGCACGGCCGUUGAAGUGCUGAUGGAGGCGAACGAAUCGCGCGUCGUGCAGCAGCUCCGCACGCGCGAGCUCAAGCACGCCCUGCACGCCGCCGGGAUUCCACUGCAGCAUAACCCUUCGCACAUCGUCCCCGUGCUUGUCGGCUCCGCCGAGAAGGCAAAGCGCGCGAGCGACAUGUUGCUUGAAGUCCACCAGGCCUACGUGCAGCCGAUCAACUUCCCAACCGUCGCGCGUGGCCUUGAGCGCCUGCGCAUCACGCCGACGCCCUGGCACACAUCGGGCGACGUGCGCACGCUCGUCGCCGCGCUCGACGACGUCUGGUCCACGCUCGGCCUCCGUCGCGUACACGACCUGCGC
Tilletiaria anomala UBC 951 is the source of this 815-nucleotide messenger RNA. Its product is annotated as PLP-dependent transferase. Gene Ontology annotation, biological process: heme biosynthetic process. NCBI's taxonomy places the organism in Eukaryota, Fungi, Basidiomycota, Exobasidiomycetes, Georgefischeriales, Tilletiariaceae. Gene Ontology annotation, cellular component: mitochondrion. The record is from RefSeq and is a predicted model, not a curated record. The transcript has a single exon. The annotation marks the transcript as partial. Gene Ontology annotation, molecular function: 5-aminolevulinate synthase activity; pyridoxal phosphate binding.